UUAGAUUUAUGACUUUGCAGACAACCAAAUUACACUGUCCCUCGCUGCAGCCCAGGAAGGCCAGUAAUCGCUUAAUACACAACAGCUAAUUGUGGCCAUGCAGAGAUAUGGAGUUUAUGUGACACAUGAUAAGUGUUUUUCCAUCCCUUUGGCAGAGAAAAGGUGUAAAGGCAAAUUGGUAAAAGAGGCUUAUCUGAUAAAGCUGUAAUUUGUCAUGAAUGUUCCCAUUUUUCUCUCAACACCCAGGACACACCUUAGACAAUCCAUCUGGAUCAAGGUGGAGGAAAACUAGGAAUGCAUUAUGAGUGACCAGUGUUCAUAAUUAUGAAUUAUACACUGCAGGAUUGUACCUGCACUUUCAUAGUUAUGCUCUUAAAAAAGAUGGUGUAAAGUUUCUAUAAUUGUAAUCAUAGUGCAUAUGGUUCAAGAAAAUCCUUUAAUACUGAAAUGGUUCUUUAUGCUGGAGAUAAGGGUUCUGUAUUCCCACUCUUUUUUUUUUUUUUUUUUUGAAAUCUGUAACUGUCAGAAAAUUCUUUCAAAGCAGCUUCUGACUUUUUUUUGAGCUCAACCAUCCAAAGGCAGACAGGCACAUUUGAAGCGCUUCUAAAUAUGUCUGCAAAUUUGAACUUUUAAAUUGUAACUGGUUGUAAAUUGAAGAAUCCUAAUCUGGUUAGUUUAGAACUCCUUUUUCUUAAAAGAAUAGUUUACCCCAAAAUGCUAAUUGUGUCUUAAUUUGCUUAGCCUCAUGUCAUUUAUUCAUUUUCAUAAUUGGAGCAAUUAUAUAAUAAAAAUAAAAAUUCCAAAAGGGGAGUCCAAACCUGUUCCUGCACAGUUUAGUUUCCAACUUUUAUUAAACACACCUAAAUAGGCUAAUUGAGGUCUUCAGAUUCUCUAGAACUUCCAGGCAAGUUUGUUGGAGCUAAAAUCUGCAGAACAUUGGUCCUCCAGCCGAAGAAGAACCAUUUUGGGGUCCCCAAAGAAUCUUUUAGUAAAAAGUUGUUGUUAAAAGAACUAUACUUUUGUUAAAUGUUCUUCAUGGAACCAUGGAUGCCAAUAAAGCACCUUUAUUUUUAAAAGUGUAUCCCUCUAUAGUGUCACACAAAUAUGAAUGAACCCUGAUUCCAUAAUUUAUGAGGAGGAAGCAUCUGUAAUAUCAGUAUAUAACUGUCAAAACCAAACAUACACACCUUGGAGUUACGUGCAUCUGUCAGCUUUGCAAAUGCCAUUCCUCAUUUUCGGCACGGUUUAGUUGGAAAGAUCAGAUCCUGUGUGUUGAGGAGGUGUGUCAAAGCCUGUUGACUGAUGUCUACGCUUGCCUGGAGGGCACUUGUAAACACAGAAUACACCUUUGCUUAUAGGCAGCUGGCUCACGUGACACAUCCACAGAUUGCCUUUAAAAACCCCUCUCGCCCUCUCUGAGACUGACAGAUCUGAUCUAGAAGAGGACAAAAGUUGACAACGAUGAGUCUGAGCAGCACCAGUACGGAAUCUGAAGUUUCAGAGGAUGAGUUGGAGGAUUGUCCUUUGGGUGAGGAUGACGACAGUUGCAGCGAAAGCCCUGCAAAGAUUUGUUCAGAGCACUCGGUGUCAUCCGGCCCCAGUGACACGGAGGGCUUCAAAGCGGCUAAGAGGCGUACUCGGCCCAAGCGGUCCAAAGCACGGAGAGUUGCCGCCAAUGUCCGAGAGAGGAAGCGCAUCCUGGACUACAACCAGGCCUUCAACGCCUUGCGCACUGUCCUCAAACAUGACCUUAGUGGAAAGCGUCUCUCCAAGAUUGCCACUCUCCGCCGUGCCAUCCACCACAUUUCAACACUGUCUUUAUAUCUGCAGACACAUUCAGACAGUGAAGCACAUGCACCUCAGUGUACCCAUACGGAGUGUUACCGGCAGCCAGAAGAGAACAUUUCCUUGCCCAGGAAGACAGGAACUGUCCAGGAACCGAUGGAGACCUACAUUCCCCAUCAGCCAGGGCCUCUCAAAGCUUCUCCAGAGAUACCUCCUGGGAUUUUGUACCAGGACAUAUCGAUCUCUGUACCAUCCCCUCACUACAGCCACUGCGCAACCAACAGCCAUGGACACUUCAGUCACCACUGGGAGGACCAAAGCAGUGAUUACUACAGUGGAGGACCUGAAAAUCAACAUGGGACGACGGUCACCUGCCAUCAGAACCAUAUGGAGACUUACGCAGACUCUGCUAACCCAUCUUUGGCUUGGCAGCUGGGUUACCUUCAAUAUCAUGGAUACCAUCAAUCGCUGAGUAUGCACUGACUUUUCUCAUGCUAGAGUUAUGCUCAAAAGCAUUAGCAAUUUGUAAAUAUAAUAAUGUGAAGAUUAUGUUUGGAUCCACUUCUCAGGUUAAAAAAAUAUAUACUGUAUAUUACAGCAAAUGCCUUUGAAAAAAAUCUGUACAUUCUAGAUUUUGUUAGUACUUAAUAAUUCAUACCAUUUUUUUUCAUAUGCACAAAUCCCCAAAUAAAGCAGCUUAUUAUAAACCUGACUCAAACCACCGUAGUUAAAAGUAUAAAUAUCUUUUAAAUGUAAUGCAUUUUAUGUACUACUCCUACCAAUAUGACAUAACAUAUUAAGUGCAAUCAAAUUCAUUUUGAUUAAACCAUUAGAA
Messenger RNA from Onychostoma macrolepis, 2620 nucleotides. Its product is annotated as class A basic helix-loop-helix protein 9. NCBI's taxonomy places the organism in Eukaryota, Metazoa, Chordata, Actinopteri, Cypriniformes, Cyprinidae. Bases 1462 to 2268 code for a protein of 268 amino acids. The transcript has 2 exons. The record is from RefSeq and is a predicted model, not a curated record. Gene Ontology annotation, molecular function: DNA-binding transcription factor activity, RNA polymerase II-specific; protein dimerization activity; RNA polymerase II transcription regulatory region sequence-specific DNA binding. Gene Ontology annotation, biological process: regulation of transcription by RNA polymerase II; developmental process.